UUGUCAAACUUUAAAUCUCAUGUCUCCUUAUCCUCUUCUUUAGGCUUUAUUCAAUUUGUGCAUCGAAACGUUGCAGAUACCGCAACACGUCAGUUAGACUGCUGUCUUCGUGUUUUAUAUCACCUUCUCUGCAAUUGGCGCCUUGCUCUUCAAAAAGACAAUGCGGUUUCCCCACAAUUAGCCGAAAAGUCCGCGCUUUUUGAGGCAGAGGGCUUCGGUCUUGUGAUGCUAUGUCACUGCCGCGCCAGUACACGUCGGCUGGUCGUGCAUAUUCUGCGUGAAUGUCGUAGCGUACUCCAUCUCAUCUUGGUAGCCUCAUCUAUUGCAGUCGCUCCAAUCCCUUCUUCGACUUCUUCGUUUCCUCCCGUAGUUAACAAUACUUCAGCACCCUUUGCAUUCACUGGAAGUGCUUUGAGUGGUGUUGAAGCCAGUUGUAUCGAUGUAAUGGACAAGGCUGCACCGGCAAUUUGCAGACGCCUGAUCCCCCUCCUACCAUCUCAUGAAAGAAGGUCUACGUACCUGUAG
Protopolystoma xenopodis is the source of this 525-nucleotide messenger RNA. The record is from the annotation of a GenBank genome assembly. Lineage: Eukaryota; Metazoa; Platyhelminthes; Monogenea; Polystomatidea; Polystomatidae.